Molecule: messenger RNA, 2391 nt
Organism: Plasmodium gallinaceum
Lineage: Eukaryota; Apicomplexa; Aconoidasida; Haemosporida; Plasmodiidae
Product: protein kinase, putative
Exons: 1
Coding region: 1-2391 (796 amino acids)
Source: RefSeq, a predicted model, not a curated record
AUGUUGCAAUAUUUUGUUGGUAAGUUAUUUGGUGACUUACCACCUAAUUUUAAUUUUAUAAUAGGAAAGAAAGUAGAGUAUAAAAUUAAAAUAGGAUAUUAUGAAAUUUAUGAAGGAUUUAAUAAAAAUAAUGAGGAAGUUAGUAUAUUUAUAUAUGAUAAAAAAAGUAAAGAAAAAAAUAGUAUUAAAAGAUAUAUUACGAAUCAUUUUAAUUACUCUAAAAAAUUAAUCCACCCUAACAUUUUAAAAGUUUUAUAUACGUAUGAAAAUGACAAAAGAAUCUAUAUAGUAACAGAAAAGUGCAUUCCACUGAUAUAUGAAAAAAUUAAAAGUGAUCCAUUAUGGGGCAUAUAUGAAAUAAUUAAUGCUGUUCACUUUAUUAAUACGUAUAAUUAUAUUCAUUGUUUAAUAAACCCACUUUCUGUAUUUGUUAAUUCAAGAGGGAGAUGGAAGUUAUCCUUAUUUGAUUGUAUUCAUGAAAAAAAUUCUAGUAUAAAUAAUAUUUUAAAUGAUAUUAGAGAUCAUUUAUUUUAUGAUUAUGGUUUUAAAUUAAAAUUUCAAAAUCAUAUUCAUUCAACUAACAUUGAUGCAUAUGGAUUAAUCAUUUUAAUGAUUUGGUCGUAUAAAAAUUAUGUUUCAUCAACAUUGUGUGUUGACUGUUCUUUUUCUUUAGACGUUAAAAAUGACAAUACUAAUAAUAAUUCGAACAUUAUAAAUAAUAAAAUUUCCUUUAAUAAUUAUAAUAAAAACUCCUUCUUAGAUGAUAUAAAUAAUCAAGAUGCCUAUGAUUUAGGUGAAAAUAUUUUUAAUAUAGAUGUUAAAAAUAGCAAAAAUUGUAUACCUAAAAACCUUCAUAUUAUAUACGAUAUAUUAAGUAAUUAUAGUAGUAAGGAAAUUGACUUCAAUAAUAUAAUAAACAGUGAUAACUUAAAAAACAACAAUAUUGUAAAUAUUAUGCUAUUUUUAACAGAGUUACAUAUGAAGUCAAAAAUUGAGAAAAAUUAUUUUCUCGAAGAAUUGUUUAAUAAUCUUGAUAAAAUAUCUGUAGAUAUAAAAUUUCAAAUGAUUUUGCCUGAGUUAGUUCAGAAUAUUGAAAUAUCAGAAAAUGUUUGUAAUUGUUUGAAAAUUAUUUUAAAUAUUUCGAAGGAUUUAUCACCAUAUGAUUUUCAAAAAUUCGUGUAUACUACUUUUGUUAAAUAUUUUUCAUUAACUGACAGAUCUAUCAGAUAUGUAUUGUUAGAAAACUUUCAUUUAAUUGAAAAGCAAUUGGAUAGUAAUAAUGUAAAUGAAAUUUACGAAGCAUAUACUUAUGGAUUCCUAGAUAACAAUAUGUCUAUUAAAAAUGAAAGUAUAAAAAAUUUCAUAUAUAUAUUCCCUAAAUUGAAAAAAAGUUUAAGACCAUCAUCUAUUAAUUUAUUAAUAGGAAAUUUAAAAGAAAAUGACUGCUGUAUAAGAACAAAUACAAUUAUAUGUAUUGCGAAAAUAUCAAAAUAUAUAUUAGAAGAUAAGCAAAAUAUUCUCGAAAAUGUAUAUCAAAUUGGAUUACAAGAUUCUUUUAUGCAAACAAGAACAGCAACAUUGCAAUCUAUUAAAUUUACAUAUGAUCAAUUUAGUACAAGAAAAUUUGUUUCAAAUAUAUUACCUCUUUUAAUUAGUUCUCUAAUAGAUAACAAUGUGAAUGUACGAAUGUAUGCCUUUGAUGCUUUAGAUCAUGUUUUAGUUCAACUAAGAAAAGAUUUGCUAGAAAACUGUAAAAACGAUAAUAAUAAUUUAGCAGAUUCAAUUAAAACAUAUAAAUUCAUGGAUAAAAUUAAAGAUAUUAUUAAAAACAAAUGUGAAAGUAAUACAGAAAUAAAUAAAAAGGAUGAUAAUAGUUCCAUAUAUAAAAUUAGUGAACAAAAAAAUAGUUUGAAUUUGAACGAUUUGGUUGAUGUAAAUUCAAAUUAUGAUGUUAAUAAUAAUAUUGAUAAUGACAAAAAUACUAAUGAAAUAAAUGAAAGUAUAAUUGAUAAUAAUAUUUUAUUGUCAAAUAGAAAUUCUAAAAAUAAUGUUUCUCAAACUUAUUCUUCAGAAAAAAAUGUUACAAACAAAAUCGUAAAAAAUGAUUUUGUUACCCAAAAAAAAUUAACAAAUAAUUAUAACUACAAGAAUAAUAUGAUAGGAAAACAGAAAAGUUACUGCAAUAUUAAUAAUAAAGAUUUAAUAAAUAUCAACGUAACUGAAUUAAAUGAACAAAAAUUACUUCCUAACUUUCAAAGGAAUAUUGAAUUUAAUACAAUAGAUAAAAAAUUAAAAAAAAAAGUUGAUAUAGAUAUAGAUGAUUUUUUUAAUGAAUUUGAUUUAAAAAAAGAAAAUGAUAAUUCUAAAGUUAAAUUAAGUUCACUUUUAUGA